This is a messenger RNA of Plutella xylostella (diamondback moth), 898 nucleotides long. NCBI's taxonomy places the organism in Eukaryota, Metazoa, Arthropoda, Insecta, Lepidoptera, Plutellidae. The record is from RefSeq and is a predicted model, not a curated record.
CCUGGUUUAUACUGCGGCAGUUUGUUUAUUAAAUUUAUUUGAAAUUUGAAUAAAAACGUAAUUAUGACGGACCCGCUGAGUGUACUUCGCCAAUAUAACAUAAACAAAAAGGAAAUUAUCGAAAGAGAUAACCAAAUAAUAUUUGGAGAAGUUUCCUGGCCCAAAAAUGUUAAAACCAAUUACAAAAUUAAGUUAGGGAAAGGACAAGGAGGCAGUGUCAAGGAAUACUAUACAUUGGAGUGUGUUCUAUAUUUCAUAAAAAAUAUAAACCUCGUACAUCCAGUUUAUGUCCGACAAGCUGCUGAUGCUAAUAUCCCUGCUGUACGACGUCCUGAUCGAAAAGACCUGCUGGCUUAUUUGAAUGGGGAAACUGCCACUUGUGCAUCUAUAGAUAAAAGUGCACCGAGAGAGAUCCCUACCCAGGUUAAACGCAGACAUGAACAGGAUGAGGGUGAAUCCGAUGCCAAGAAGCCAUGCAUUGAGGAAACACAUGUGAAGAAAGAGCAGGAACUGCCCACAGCUUCCCUUGAUGCCCCAAAGGAAGCAUCUGUCAAACAUGAACAGGAUGAGGGUGAAUCCGAUGCCAAGAAGCCAUGCAUUGAGGAAACACAUGUGAAGAAAGAGCAGGAACUGCCCACAGCUUCCCUUGAUGCCCCAAAGGAAGCAUCUGUCAAGUCCCUCUCUGAGGCUAUGUCAGUGGAGGAGAUUGCGGCCAUCAAAGCUGAGCCAACUCAGAAGGACCAAAAUCAAUAGCAAUGACUACCUACUCUGACACACUUUGGAGUGAUUGGGUCAGACCUAAGAGACAUCUUGGAUGAUUCUUGAGCCACUUUGGCAUAUUAUCACUACUUUAAGAGUUAAUUUUGUUAUUUUCCAUAAAUAAAAAUCACAAGCCCAA